Lutra lutra (Eurasian river otter) is the source of this 2396-nucleotide messenger RNA. RefSeq names its product ankyrin repeat and death domain containing 1A (gene ANKDD1A). Lineage: Eukaryota; Metazoa; Chordata; Mammalia; Carnivora; Mustelidae. Gene Ontology annotation, biological process: signal transduction. The transcript has 15 exons. Gene Ontology annotation, molecular function: protein binding. Bases 93 to 1625 code for a protein of 510 amino acids. The record is from RefSeq and is a predicted model, not a curated record.
UGCUCAGCGCCCCCACCCCUCGGCUCGCGGCGCCGCGCCCACGCGGACACGCUGCGGGGCAGAAGCGCGCGCCCGGGCUGCGGAACGGCUGCAUGGAGGAGCCCCUGGCGUGGGAGACCGACGGCCUGCUUCCUGUGGAGAGGCAGCUCCAUGAGGCCGCCCGGCGGAACAACAUCAGGAGGAUGAAGGAACUGAUGGAGAGGAGAGUCAACGUCAGGGCCAGAAACCACGUAGGCAGGGUGGCCCUGCACUGGGCUGCGGGCGCCGGGCACGAGCCAGCUGUGCGGCUGCUCCUGGAGCACAAGGCUGCUGUGGACGAUGAGGAUGUGUUUGGGAUGAAUGCGCUUCUCCUGUCUGCCUGGUUUGGCCACUUACAGAUCCUCCAGAUCCUGGUCAACUCUGGGGCCAAGAUCCACUGUGAGAACAAGGACGGCCUGACCUUACUACACUGUGCAGCCCAAAAAGGCCACGUGCCGGUGCUGGCGUUCAUAAUGGAGGACCUGGAGGACGUGCCCUUGGACCAUGCUGACAAACUGGGAAGGACGGCGUUCCACCGGGCGGCCGAGCAGGGGCAGCUGGAUGCUCUGGACUUCCUUGUGGGCUCUGGCUGUGACCACAGUGUGAAAGACAAGGAGGGGAACACGGCCCUUCACCUGGCUGCCAGCCGGGGCCACCUGGCUGUGCUGCAGCGGCUUGUGGACAUCAGGCUGGACCUGGAGGAGCAGAACGUGGAAGGUCUGACCGCCCUGCACGCGGCGGCUGAAGGCGUCCACCCCGACUGUGUACAGCUGCUCCUUGAGGCUGGGAGCUGUGUGAAUGCCUUCACCCAGGUAAAAAAACAGAGCUGUCUCCACUACGCAGUCCUCGGUGGCUCUGAGGACAUGACCCGGACCCUCAUCCACGCAGGAGGCCACACCAACAUGGCUGAUCCUCAGGGCAUCUCUCCUCUGCACCUAGCUGUGAAACACAACUUCCCUGCCUUGGUCCAGCUCCUCCUCGAUGCCGGUAGUGACCUGGAUGCCACAGACAAUAGGCAGCAGACACCCCUCCACCUUGCGGCUGAGCACGCCAGGCAGGACAUAGCGGAGAUGCUCCUCAUCGCGGGGGUUAACUUGAACCUGAGAGAUAAGCAAGGGAAAACCGCCCUGGCAGUGGCCGCUCGCAGCAACCACGUCAACCUGGUGGACAUGAUCAUAAAGGCUGAUCGCCUCUACACGUGGGAGAAGGAUCACCCCGUGCGCAAGGACCCCAAGGAUCCCUAUGGGAAGAACUUGACCUUUAAGCAGGACCAUCGGCAGGAAAGGCAGCAAUUCCACUCUGUGCUGUGGCGACUGGCCUCCAGGGACCUGCGGCCUCACGAGUGGAAGAAGCUGGCAUAUUGCUGGGAGUUCACUGAGGCCCACGUCCAUGCCAUCGAGCAGCAGUGGACAGGCACCAAGAGCUAUCAGGAACACGGCCACCGGAUGCUACUCAUCUGGCUGCAUGGCGUGGCCACCACCGGUGAGAACCCUGGCAAAGCGCUGUUUGAAGGCCUCGUGGCCAUUGGCAGGAGGAACCUGGCUGAAAGCAUCAGGAAGAAAGCAAAUGCUGACCUGGGGGCCCCCAGCAGGUGCACGGCCAUGUAACCAGAGGGGCCAGACUUUCAGGGGCAUGGGGCCUCAGAAUGGGAGCCACUGAACAGAAGAGGACCACCACGAGGGCUUUAAAAAAAAAAAAAAAUCACAGUUAACAGCCCUCCAGCUGCUCGUACUGAACCGCACAGCCGAGCAGGAGCAGCGGGCACGGCUUGUAAUCUUUCACGAGGGCUGGUCUGGGGCCGGCUUGGGUUCUGCAGGCUCUUCCCACGGGUAUGGUUCUUUACAGUUCUUGGAGCCUCACAGCAGUCUCCUGAGAUGCAAGGGGCAUCUUUUCAGAGAGGACACCGAGGCCCCGGAUGGAUAAAGCAGCUAGUCCAGCUGUUGAGGUCAGGGGCCAAACCCCGCAUUCCUGUCUCUCCAACCAUCACUUACAAAAUGGACCACCCUUCGCUCAUUCACUGGCUUUUCAUGAACACCACACUUACUCCACAGCUCUGUUUCUGUCUCCAGUCGUGUUCCAGGAGGCACAUGCUCUUUUUUUCUGUUUUAGAGUUUUUUUUUAAUUAAAAAAUUUUAUUUUGAAAUCCUUUCAGACCUAACGAAAAACACUGCAGAACCAGUACAAAGAAUUUCUGAAAACACUUCACAAUGCAGCUUCCCCAAAUAUUAACAUCUUAAUCACAGCAUAAUUUUCAAAACAAAGAAAGUGAACACAUACCACACUCUUAACUCUUCCUCAGACCUGAUUCCCAUUUUGUCAGUUGAGCCGUUCAUGUCUUUUUCUGGAUCAGGAUCCAGUCCAGGAAUACGCCUUACAUU